Brugia malayi is the source of this 234-nucleotide messenger RNA. RefSeq lists its product as uncharacterized. Gene Ontology annotation, cellular component: U6 snRNP; U4/U6 x U5 tri-snRNP complex; Lsm1-7-Pat1 complex. The coding region runs from base 1 to 234 and encodes 77 amino acids. Gene Ontology annotation, biological process: mRNA splicing, via spliceosome. Lineage: Eukaryota; Metazoa; Nematoda; Chromadorea; Rhabditida; Onchocercidae. Gene Ontology annotation, molecular function: RNA binding. The transcript is spliced from 2 exons. The record is from RefSeq and is a predicted model, not a curated record.
AUGUGCAUACUGCAAAACCAUUCAUUGACAACAGAUCUAUUUAUUUGUACAGUUGAAGACGAGAUUGUUGGAACUUUAACAGGUUUUGACGACUACGUCAAUAUGGUAUUAGAAGAUGUUGUGGAGUACGAAAAUACGGUUGACGGUAAAAGAGUAACGAAAUUAGAUACCAUUUUACUGAAUGGUAAUCAUAUCACAAUGUUGGUACCUGGAGGCGAAGGUCCUGAAGUUUAA